AUGCAGACGUCAAGAGAACCGGCUUCGUUCGUCCCCGCAUUUGAUCUCAGUUCGGAAAAAUGUCAACUGUCGAUGGCUCAAUCCGAUGGUUGGUUCUGUGAUUCGGAUUCCGACUGGAAACGUCGAAAAGCAAUUCAUUACGCUCAAGACCAACGCAACCAGGUAUCCGACGAACGGUAUUUAUUUUUUCAAAAUAACUGGGAACCAACGGUACACUGCGCUUUCGAAAGACGUAUCGGUAAAAUCGGUGAUGGUGGUAAAUGGAUCUGUGAUAUACAUCGUUUCAAAGAAUCAACCGAAUCGUCGGUACUAGUCUACUCAUUUGGCUCAAAUGAUGAUUUCAGUUUCGAAGUUGCAGUUAAAAAGAAUUUGCCCGAGGCAGAGAUCCAUACAUUCGAUACGGGAUUAUACGAAUGUCCGACCGAUAUUUGCACAUAUCAUCGAACCCGCAUAGGCAAUGGGCGAGACGGUCGUUCAGAAUCAUUACAAAUGAUUAUGGAAAAACUUGGUCAUGAACACCGACAAAUUCACAUUCUAAAAGUUGACAUUGAGGGUAGCGAAUACGAUCUAUUCGAAGAGUUAUUUCGUCGACCAAAAAAACGACGUAGACCCAUUCCGUAUAUUCGUCAAAUUCUAUUUGAAAUUCAUCUAGGCAACGAAUACGACACUGAAGCAAUUCAACGAGUACAUCGUUUAUUUCAGCUGUUUCGUGCAAAUAACUAUGCUAUAUUCCACAAAGAACCGAAUCUAUUCAGCCCGGACAGCUGCUUUGAAUACGGUAUGAUACGACUGAAUCCCACUUUCUUCGGACCGUAG
This is a messenger RNA of Adineta ricciae, 816 nucleotides long. The record is from the annotation of a GenBank genome assembly. NCBI's taxonomy places the organism in Eukaryota, Metazoa, Rotifera, Eurotatoria, Adinetida, Adinetidae.